AUGUUCCGAUCCACGGUGUGCAUGGUGCGGAAGAUGUUCUUGCCCUUCUAUUCGAAGGAGCGAGGCCCUCCCAAGAUUCGACAGCAAGUGGUGGGCACUCGAGGACGGAGGUUCUUCAAGCUGGUGGCAUGUAACCAGAAGGACCCGCAACAAGGCAAGCACAUGGAGGUCCUUGGGAGCUAUGCGCCCAAGGCGAAGUCCAACGUGAAAGAGAUCCGCUUGCGCUUCUCACGGGUCAAGUUCUGGCUGGGUGUGGGUGCCGAGUUCAAUGAUGGCACCAGGCAGCUGCUGGCAUUGGCGAACCUGAUUCCCACGGGCCACUACCAAGAACUGCAGAAGGUCAUGGAGCGACGCCAAGAAGCACAUGAGGUGCAGAGCUGUCUCUGUCGAGCGGUGACGAUCGGUAUCUCCCCUCUCCCACUGCUGCACAUGCAAAUCUCCAGCAGCCGCAACAGCUCCAUUGAUGGCCAGGCUGCAGUGCGGGCGUAUCACAAGAACGCCCGGGCGGAGCAGCGGGCUCGGUGGUGGGGUCCGGUGGUCCUAGGCCGUUGUAAGAUUGUGACGACCAUGGUCAUGGGCAGGGAAGAUGCUCACACGAUUGCCGGGAACGCCGAGUGUGGUGGCGCUGUCACCGGCGAGCGCGGAGACUGGCAGAGGAUCGUCGUCAGCCUUUUGCGAGCCUGUGUGGCCGCGGAAGAAGCGGCUUCGGCUGCUUCGCCCACGGAACUCUUGGACUGGUCCACAGGCUGGGGAUCGAUUGAUCCCGGGGAGAAGGAAGACGUUCAAAAGAUGGCUCAGCAAGCCAAAGAACGUGAGGAAAUGGCUCGAAAGGAGCUGACCGAAGCACGUGCCGAUGAGCAGAAAGCUGCCGAGUGGGCACGACAAGCUAAAGCCGCUGGUGGCAAAGGGGCGGAGGCGGCCCCACCGGUGAAUCCCCUCCACAGCAAGACUGUGCACUUGCCAAUGCCUUCCACGUACGCCGCGGGCGGUGGUCUUGGGGUUCGGCAUGGCCUGACAGAGGUCUAUCAUGCUCGUAGUAGCCUGGUAGGAGAAGGCAAAAGGUGA
Molecule: messenger RNA, 1065 nt
Organism: Durusdinium trenchii
Lineage: Eukaryota; Dinophyceae; Suessiales; Symbiodiniaceae
Source: the annotation of a GenBank genome assembly